This is a messenger RNA of Aspergillus brunneoviolaceus CBS 621.78, 1563 nucleotides long. RefSeq names its product Zn(II)2Cys6 transcription factor. The record is from RefSeq and is a predicted model, not a curated record. The coding region runs from base 1 to 1563 and encodes 520 amino acids. Gene Ontology annotation, biological process: regulation of DNA-templated transcription. Lineage: Eukaryota; Fungi; Ascomycota; Eurotiomycetes; Eurotiales; Aspergillaceae. The transcript is spliced from 2 exons. Gene Ontology annotation, molecular function: DNA-binding transcription factor activity, RNA polymerase II-specific; zinc ion binding.
AUGAGUCGCAGCCGUAGAAGUAAAGGCUGUCUUGCAUGCCGUAAAUCCAAAGUCAAGUGCAGCGAAGAUCACCCGCGAUGCGCCCGAUGUACUCGCCAAAGCAUCAGCUGUCACUACCCCGACCCACUGGAGAUCGAUUUCCGCAACGAGAACACCAAGGCGGCAGUGCGCGCCGUCUCGUUGUGGCGCCAGAGGGCCACUGCAGUGUCGAGUCCAAGCCCUAGUCCACCCCAUGGCGACGACGAUCUCCAGCACCACGCAUUAGCCACCUUCUACCGCGACUUUGGAUGCACGGUCGCCGUUGCCAACCCCUGGCUGGAAUUCUUCCAGAUGCUGCCCAUGCUCCACCGACACCCAGCCGGAAACCCAGCCUCGGCGCAGGCCAUUCGAGCCCUGGCCCUGGCCCACCACGCGCGCCAGCAGCAGCAACGGCAGCGGCAGAUCCCGCAGCUGGAGAUCCUCGCGCGCACCGAGUACUCCAAGGCCAUCGGCCUCAUCCGGUCGCAGCUGCAGACCCGAAACGGCGUCCCCGGCACGGAUGUGAUCGUCUCCGUCUCGCUGAUGGGGCUCUUCGAGACCAUCCUGCCCAGCAGCGCAAUUGGGGCAGGCAGUGGAGGCAAAGAGCAGCAGCAUCGAUCCUGGCAGGCACAUCAACACGGUGCCAUCUCGCUCAUCCAGCAGCAGCAGCAGCAGCAGCAGCAACAAAACCCCCAAAGAUCAAGUACAACAGAAGAGGAAAGCAUUGAUCCUCGACUGCUGAAGUUCAUGUACUUGCUGAUGAUAGUGAACUGCCUGAACGCGCGCUCCCGACCCCAGCUCCCCUUGCACCUGUGGAGGGGAGUUCUCGAUCCCCGCCUUCCCGCCGCGCGACUGUUCCGGACGAUGUAUCAUCUCGCGCAGUGGCAGGCCGAUCUGGACAGCUGGAUGCAAGCCCACGAGAAGCCACGCACCAUCUCCAAUCCCGCCAUCCUCCCCAUCGAGGAAAUGAUCACCACACUCCUGCAAGCCGACUGCGACCUUCAAGAGUGGGAAUCCCACCUUCCGCCCGCUUUCCACUUCUACGACCGCCCCGCCACCCCCCAAGACCACCCUCUACUCCAGUGGCCCGGCGCGCCGCGGCGCGUCUACGUCUACGAGUCUAGCUGGCGGGCGAUCCCCCGGACCUUCGGGUUCGCGGUGCGGAUCCUGCUGGCCCAGAAUCUGCUCCGAUGUCGGCGGUGGAUUGCGGAGCGAGAUCCCGACCAGUCUGGGGUAUGGCUGCGAGACCACCGGGGGGGUGCUCUGGAGGUCAUCACAGAGAUGGUAGGCCAUAUAUCCCGCAGUACGAAUGCGAUCGUGGGGCCAACGACUGCGGGGGUGGGGGGCGUCGGUGGUGGUCGCGGAGCCGGGGAGGGGGAAGCGAUGCGGGGGCUGGCGAUUGUGUGGCCUCUCAGUGUGGUGGUCGGCGCGUUGCAGCGGAAUCCGGGCGUGAGGGAUCGGGUUGGCGAGGAGCGAGCGCGGUGGAUUGGGGACGCUCUGCUGUAUGUGCGGCGGCUGGUGGGGAGUCGCGAGAAUGACGGGUGA